UAGUAUUAUUCUAGCAGGGGAAGCUGUACAUUAUUUUACCUUCUAAUUUUAAACUAUCUCAUAGGUUUUCACUCUCUGUUGAAGUUGAAAGAGGAAGGGGGAAAAUCUGUUUUACUCUUUGUCGAAAUUGAACAAGGAAAGAUGGAAAGAAUCUAUCCAAGAAUUAAGAAUUUAGAGGAGUUGUUAGAUCUUGAAAGUUUACUUCAAGAUGAUGAGUUCUUUACACAGUGCUUAAAUUCGUUGGCUGAACAUCUUGGAGGUGCUGCAUGGACUAUUCAAUGGUCCGCUUAUUUACUACUUCCUGAGAUAAUGGAGGAGAAUUUUCUUAUGGGUGUAAGAUGGACUCUCGGCGGGUAUAUCGGAGGCACAGUCACUGGGAACGAAAUUGUGUUAAUUACCUUCCUCGAACUGAANGGAAAUUUUUUUCCGUUGGAGGAAGUUAUCAUACUUUGA
Molecule: messenger RNA, 453 nt
Organism: Eurytemora carolleeae
Lineage: Eukaryota; Metazoa; Arthropoda; Copepoda; Calanoida; Temoridae
Exons: 5
Coding region: 142-453 (103 amino acids)
Source: RefSeq, a predicted model, not a curated record